AUGCCCCCCCGUAAGCAGAGAGCCCGUGGUAAGGGAAAGGAGAAGGUAGAUGAUCGCGAGCCAUGGGAGGACCCGCCCUACGUCAAGUGGAUGAAGGAACAGUGCGAAAACGGCAAAACGCGUGGUCAAAUAAUGCGGGAAGCAGCUCCUAGGCGGGACGGCGCCGGCCCGAGCGGAGCGCGUGGCGCUCAUGCAGACAGCUCUGACGGCGGCGGUGACACCGACGUGAGCGAUGACGAGCUCGAGGAGAUUGUCUCCUCCAGCGGAUCCGAGGACGACUCCGACAACUCGAACGCGAAUGACAGUAGCGACGAGGAGGAGUCCGACGCGGAUCCCGCCGGCUCGGAUGCUGGCCCAAGUACACGCAAGCGCACACGUGACGCGAAAGCGAAGCGCAAGUGGAGCGACGAGGAGCUUACUGCAUUGGCGGCCGCUAAGUGGUACACUCGCGACGAUCUGAAGCAGAUGCGUGGCAAACAAGGCAAUCAAUAUUGGAAGAAGCUCCGCGCGCACAUGAAAAAGAGCGGCGUAAAGUGGAAGCGCAACAGCACCGCCAUGCAACACGCAUGGAAGCGUCUUGAGGCAGAGUACCGUGACACGAUGCGCCACAACGGCACGUCAGGGAAGGCGCCCAAGCGGAAGAAACCCUGGUUCGAGUAUGUUUACCUCAUUAAGAAGCUCCCUGCCAACGUUAAACCGCAUGUGCUGGAUGGUGGCGGAGCAGGGGAGACCCACGCUGAUCCAGGAGCACCAAUACGCGACGAUGCCGAGAUGGGCGAGGGUGGAAUGCGUUCCCGAGUCAACGAGACCGCCACCAUGGCGGCAGCGAAAGUCAUCGCCGACACAAUCACAACAUGCAAUGCUCAGGCGCUGCGGCAGCUUAGCGACACGGUGCAACUCCUCGUGACAGCCAUCCACGUCGCUGCCACGAUCGGGAGGGCUCCGCCUCCACAACCCCAGCCUAUGGCGCCGCCGCCGCCCGCCAAUGCGCACGCCCUCACAGUCACGCAUGGCAACGAAGACUCGCCCGCCUUAGGCGGAGAGGCUGGCGACGUUCCCCACAAUGUGGACGAGGAGGCGCGCGAUGACAUGACGUCCGACUAG
This is a messenger RNA of Closterium sp. NIES-65, 1104 nucleotides long. The record is from the annotation of a GenBank genome assembly. Lineage: Eukaryota; Viridiplantae; Streptophyta; Zygnematophyceae; Desmidiales; Closteriaceae.